AUGUUUAAUAAGUUUGUCGCCUACGUGCUCACCUCUUUCCUGGGGGACUACUUUGACAACAUCGAUCGCGAACAAAUCAAGGUGUCGGUAUGGAAUGGUCUUGUGCACAUGCGGAACUUGAGGGUGCGGCAAGAUGCACUGCGCUUCCUGGACGUACCUGUGUGUGUACUCAUGGGCACCAUCGAAGAGCUGAGAAUAAUCAUACCAUGGACGCGCCUGCGAUCAGAAUCGGUGGUGGUGCAGAUUCGAAAGGCUCAGCUUGUUGUCGCGGACAAGGAGACUGCCGGCUAUAGCGUCGACCAAGACGUUCGUGAGGCCCGCGCACGCAAGUUUCGAGAGUUGGCCGCGACUGAUGAGGCACUUUUGCUGGCAUUCUGCGAAAGCCUGUCACACGCGAGCAGCUCUGCAGCACCGCCAACCUCGGUGCCAUCUCCCGCAUCAGCCGCGGCGGACAGCUGCGACGACAACUUUACCGCUCGCCUGAAGGCCAGCAUUCUGAACAACAUCCGCGUUGAAGUCGAGGAUCUCUGGGUGCACUAUACGUCCUCCAUCGCUGGUGUGACUCCUGCCGUCGAUAACGUGCUUCCAGGCGGUGUCGUUGAGGAAGUGGCCACACGGCAGCUAUCACAGAGGCAGCCGCAGCAGUCGAUGGAUUCUUCACCCCCGCCAACAGCGCACGUCAACACCGCUGUGCAGCAGUCCUCCCAGCAAGCGUCGCUCUCCUUUCAAAUCAAAGGACUCAAGACCUGUGGAUGCAAUGAGCCCUUUGAGCCAGCAUUUGUCGCCCCAGGGGAACGUAUGGUACGGCAGAUCAUCUCCUUUCACGGCCUUACAGCCUCGCUGCGGACGAGCUCGAGUAGAGAGAGCAAAAUCCCCUUUCUGAUACCAUUUGAUAUGACAUUGGAGCUCGCCUACCAGCCCGUCUACACCGACGCCUCGACACCGCAGUACAUGGCCGCCGCACGCAUGAAGGACACGUGCUUGUUUAUCAUUACAAGCGAGACAUGCACAACAUGCCAGAGCCUCGUGCAAUGCUUGGUGGACGUGCGACAGCGACAGGCGCUCCGUCGGCUGCGCCCCAUCGGAGUGCGCCCGACCGCCAACCCGCACGCAUGGUGGCGGUAUGCACUGGACGCCGUACGACAGCAACUUCGAAAGAACAAGACAGCCGCACCGGCGUCCACUCACAAGCCAACGCCUUUUUCGUGGCGUACUUACGUUUCGAUGAAGCAGAAGCGUGACCGCUACAUGCGACUGUACCUGCGGCAGCAACGGACAGCGCUCAGGGCUGCAGGAUGGCUGGAGCCCCUGACAGUGGAGGAGCACGUGGAGAUGGUGGGACUUGAGGAAGAGCUUUCACUCGACGUGCUUAAGGUCGGGAAGAAGCUCGCCCUAUGGCGAGUGGGCGUCGAGCGUGUUGAGUAUGAAAAACUCCUAAGUGAGAAGAGAGCAGCGGGCGGCGCAGGAGAGAGACUCACCACAAGCCCUGUACCCCUCAGCGCGCCAUCCGCUCAGCGGGUAGCUCCGGUUGCGAAAGGUAAGUGGUUCUCCUUCUGGCGCUCGGAGUCGCAGCCGACCACCGUGACAAGCGAUAGCGCCGGUUAUGAAGCUGCGGAUGGCCUGAGCGACGAGGCGCGCGCCGAGCUGCGUGAGCUCGUGCAACUCAUGUCAGCUAAACGGUGGACAGAGGCACAGCGGGCUCUGAUUGCGCAGGAGUUUGGCAUUUCCCCUGAGGAGGCAGAAACGUUUGCCUACUCCGAUGCAUCGCUACCUGCGCCGGCGCCAGAUCUAGCAGCCAUGAACUCGCCAAAGAAGCAGAUCAUUCAUCGCAGCGUUCCCAAUUGUGUCCUUUUCCUCCAGGCCGCAGCACUCAAGGUGGAGCUACAGUGCAGUGUGUUGAGCGCAUUAAACGCACCGUCUGUCCCUAUGCGUAAAGCCGCACCUUCCACCCCAGCACAUGCCACCCUUGCACAAGUGGCACUGCACACCCUUCAGGCAGGUGUCGAGUGGGGAGGAGUCAGCGCUGCCAGUCCGUCAGUCCUGCCGGCCGCGUACUACUGGGGAACCAUGGAGCACUUCUCCAUCACAGCCACCCCUCUCACGGCACUAGAUGAUCCACAACUUCCGCCUACACUGACAGAGGAGGUGAUCCUCUCCAUAGGCCGUCCCACCGCACGACAAGAUGACUCGCAGAGCAAUUUGUCGUCGUCUCCUCAGAGCAUUAACAGCACUGGGGGUCCCCGCACAUCAGCUGCAAACAUAGCUGAGCGAGUGGCGUCGGUGCACCUAUCACGGUCGCGCACCUUCUCUCCCCUCGAGUCCUGCUGGUCUAUCUUGCCAGACGAGUGCCGCCGCCACGGCGCCGUGCAGGUGGAGUGGACAAUCCGAUCCGCGCAGCAGUUGACGUCCGAGAUGUCGGCGCUGCAUUUCGCGCACGUUGGGUUAGCGACCGUUCAUCUUGUCAUUAAUGUUGUCCCACUGAGUCGUUUGAGCAACCUUUUCUUUAGGGUACUGUGGCCAGAAGUAGCGCUGCUGUACCCCUCGCCUGGUCCCAGUACUGGCGUCGUAAAAGUGCGUUCAUCACCCCCAAUCGCUUCCAGUAGCGAUGACGAUUUCACGGCGCUAACAGUGCCUGUGUCGGCAUGUAUGACGCACGCUGAGCAAUGCUGUUCGACGGGCGUGGACGCGCGAUUGAUUCUUCUGCGGCGCAUUGUCGAGCAGCAGCUUUCGAUUGAUUGGUCGGUGGCAGUGGACGCCAUGCUCGUCUCCCUCUUUGAAGUGCCUCAGGUGCAGGGCUGUGAGCUCGCACUCACGCAAGUGUGUCUGCGCAAUGAUGUGGUGCACCGUCUGCAGCGGCAGGAGCGCUGGCGCGCGGAAGUGAGCAAGGAUCAUCCCAACGCAAGCUUCUCCCCGGCGACGAUGACCACCGCUGCCGCACCGCUUGGCUCACUGGAGACUGACUGGAUCGACUGCACGCACCUCCAAAUAGCAGCUGUCCGUCUCUCUGUGUUAUUCCCAACAACCCCCGCUUCUGUUCUCGCCACUGAGUCCAUUGAGCGAAGCGUGCUGCUUUCGGACACGACAAUCGCUGUGGUGGUAGAGCGAAGUCUUUUGAGGCGAUGCCAUCCCACUCUGCCGCAGUGGAACCUUCACAUCUCGUCCAGUGAUGCCGUGAGCCUGACGUGGUCGCGCACCAGUCUGUCGGUACUUACGACUGCCUGCAGCCUGCUGGCCGAUCUAGCAGCAUCGGUCUGGUCCAACAUUUUGCAGCGGGAAGCCGCUCCAAUGGACGCAGGGCAAAGCCCAGAAGACGACGCUGCUUACACGUUUCGCGUGCGCGUGCUUCCACAUCCCACAGGAAAGCGGUUCUGGCAUGCGGCGCGCGGGCAGCAAGUCCAUGCAGACGACGAGCACGAGGACGAUCCGCCGCUCACAGCAGACGAGCGGGAGUCAUACUACAAGCAGCUGCAUCCGUUCUCUGCCGCACGGCGACACUCCACAGUGGUAACCGGGGCCGCUCUUCCUCAGAGAGUCGACAUACGUCCUGGCGUGUGCAUCGUCUACCACGCGCAGCGCUCAACCUUCCCGGCACACUGUUACACACUGCUGCACGGCUGCACGCACGUGCACUGCGAUGGCGGGGCGAAGGAUUCUGGAGUCACAGCCGCUGCGAGUGUCACCACAGGCCCGCGUGUGCAUCUUUACGUCUCACAGGGGGGCAUGAAUCACGAGGAGGCGCUGGAAAGCGGGUACAGCGAAGCGAAGCGGUUCUUGCUGGAUUCACUCAAGGUACCGCCAGCGCUCCUUGAGAAUGCGGUUUGGCUGAAGCGUGCCGUUAAUGCGUGGCUGGAGAAAAUAAACGCAGAAGAGGGUGAUAAAGGUGCACCUUCACAGCAGCACGUUGAAACGGCGCUGAGUCGCGUCCUCGCGGGCACGCAGGUGGUUCCCUGCCGCUACGUGGCUUUCCAGUGCGCCAACGAUGCCGAGGCAUGCGCCGUCGCGGCGGCGCUGCGUCGCUGCUGCGUGGCCGGGACUACGCCUCCAUGGGGACUUCGCUCCUCCGUACAGGCAUGGUACAACACCGACGUGUCGCCGCCAGAGCUUCUCAAGCAGCCCCUCUACGGCAUGACAGUGUCCUUUCCCUUGCUGUGCAUGACGUGUGAAGGGAGCGAGCCCGUCUUGUGCUCGGAUGCCUUGGAGAUGAACACCGCCUGUGCUGAUUCCUCUAGAUCCUCUCGGCGCGAUGCCGUCUUGUCCUUCACGCCGUUUCUCCUUUGCCAAAACAGCUACCGCGACAAGCAGCGCUACGAGCUGCGCGUUGCAGACAGGGUGGCACUGUACGCCGACUUCGGGGGCAGUAGGGCACGCGACAAUGACCUGAAACUGUUGGAGGUGAGUGCGCCAUCGAGCACGCCCGUGACUGGCACUAGCAGCCGCACCGCAGGCGACGCCUGCGCGCUGUUCAUGUGUUUCGAGGACUACAAGCGUUCAUCACCGCUGCCAUCGGCGCGGCGGUGCGCCGUGCGUGUCGCACCAGCGGCGCAGAUGUGGUUGCGGGCUGGACCAGCUCUGCUGGAGUGGGGUGAGGCGUGGUGGGACACGGCGGGACUGCUCACGAACCGGCUGUUCAGCGAAGAAAUCAUUUCAGGUUAUCCGUGGUGGCGGUCCCGUGGUAGGGACGAGGACGCGCAGGAGGGGCAAAUAGGCGAGGACGCAGACGUGCACUCGAGAAUGCCCACUGAGGUAGAGAUGGAAUGGCGUAGAAGUAGCGAGUGCGGCAACAAUGGAAUGAGUAUUCAUGUCGACGUGACCGUGCCUGCACUUCAGGUAGACGUGGAACUCGAAAAUGCUGUUGAGACAUCUCAGUUGUCCAGGGACAUUCCUGUGCUGCAGUUCAGAGCUCUUGGCGCAGUUCUGCAGUGGUGCCUGACGGACGCGUGCAGUCACCUGUGGCUAAGCGCCCAAACACCUCAACUGCAGUGGUGCUGCUCCUCAGCUAGUGGGACUGGGCCGGCAAAGGCGAACUGGAUCACACUUAUGCAACCGCACAAUGCCGUAACACCCAGCGAAUCACGCGUCGACAGUGCAGAGCUCUCGGUCGACUGGAAGCUGCACAAACCGCCGCCAACGCUCUCCCUCUCCGAUUGGUUGCGCGCAAGGUCCGGCGGCGGUGAGGGCGGUGUGGGUGUCUCUACUACGGGCAUCCGCGAUCAACAAGAGCUGAAGAUGCAGCUGCGCUGUGUGCAGCUGGUCUACUGGCACCCAUUACUUAUGCACCUCCUUCAAUCUGUUCUGGAUGGUCUUGUGCCACGCGCCUCGGCCGUGGUGUCACGGGAGCCGUGCUGGUUCUGCGCCGGCACCCUCUUCUGCCCUCCACUGUCAUGGCGAAUCCCUGAAAAGGCCCCAGUGGCUGUGUCGUGGACGCAUGUGUGUACGUCGGUAACCCUGCAAUCGGUGGAACUACAGGUGCCAAGGCAAGUAGACUGGAUUGCGCAAGCGGCCAGUUCUGCGCUACUGCCGCCGACGCCGCACCUCCGCCUCUCGGUGAAGCGACUUUCUUUCACUGACCGGAUAAACGCACCGCCCUUCUCUUCCACCUCCGACUUGUCGCCGGCGACAAACACGGUAGACAUCGUCUUCGCCGUCCACUUCUCUGACAUGGUUAUCUCUCAUGCUCAGCCAAGCUCAGGAGCAUCGUUUCAAUGGCGCUUGCCCAGUUGGCACGUUACCAUUGCCUACCCCGUGUUCGACGCGAGAUGCCUUUGGGAAGCCGGUGUACCAUGGCACAAGUCCUUUGCGGUGGUGCUGCCGUCACUGACGGAGUCCUGCGUGCUGCAGUGCUCGAGUGCUGAUCUCGCGUACGUGAUGGACGCCUUCCACGCCAACUUUGUAUAUCCGACGCCAUUCAGCAGGGAAGGGGAACCACACACUGUGAACACGUCCUCACCUGCCUCGCUACUCAAGGCGUUCGUGGAGGAAAGCACGUGGACACUGGACGUGAAGGGCGAGGCGACGUUCUGCAUCAGCUCAUCGCGGUCCGAUCCCAGCCACAGUGACAGCCAGUCCAUGCAGUGCCUGCUGCAGCUGAGCGGCGCUGCCGCCUCUGCGGUGCGUUCUACGAGCGGAGAACGAAGCUACUCCUUCGCGGCACAGCAGAUCUGGCUCGGCUGUGGCACGCCGAAUAACCUGUCAUCAGGCUUGUCGAAAAGCGGCGGACGCUGUAUUCUUCAGAUAGUACCAAUGCACAGCAACAGCGCCGCCACCGCGCCAACCGCGUCCCUUACGCUUCAGUAUGGCUGGCAUUCUCCACCAGAUCUUCACGUGGGUUUAAGAGGUGCAACUGGCUCUGCGACCCUUCCAGGGAGAGCUGUCUGCCUCUCUGUUGACUCGCUCGGAAGGGUAAUAACUACCGUAAAUGGCGAGGCAAUCGCACUUCUCCUCGCGACUUUUGUCGACGACGCGCACCUUCGCGAGAGCCUCCUUCGCUACGUGGCAGAGACACCGUCAUCGGGGGCAACAGCCAGUAUACCGACCCCCUUUCACAAGUCCAGCGAUGGUAGAGACAGUGAAGGGUGCAUAAUGCAGGUGGUACGCAUUCGUCUGGAGCAUCUUCAGUGCUGCAUCCCAUGCUCUGCGGAGUCCAUCUACUCCCCCGGUACCUCCACAACCACACCUAGUACGGCGCUACUUGUGCUGAACGGCGCCGCUUCAAAGGUGCAUGUUGAAUUGCGCAAGAACCUGAGUGCGUCAUAUGUAAUGGUUCGCGUUGCCCGCCUUCUUCACUGCGUGCUGGAAGACACCGGAAGCGGCGGCUCUGUUGCGACAGUCAUUCCGCUCGUGUUAGAACAGCCGACUGAGUGGCAAGCGCCGGCGGUGGCGGCGUCCUCUCGCCCCGGUCAUCAUGCGUCACUGCAGACGCCAGUAGCGUCGGUCUUGUCGACGGGGGCACCAAGGUCGACAGACGCUAGACUGCUCGAUGAGUUGGUCGGUGAACUGCCUGAGGUGACCUCCCCCGACUACACGACACCGGAGCUACCGGAGGUGAAACAAGGGAGUACGUUGCAAAGAAGGGUGAUAUCGCCGGCAAGUGACGUCCUCUACAUGUCGCUGGACGAUGCACCUAUGCAAUGUAAGAUUAUUCUUCAGCUACAGCCACUGUGGAUCUUCUCACCUUCGAUGGUGCACAUAGUAUCGAUGCUGAAUGGUGUGCGCACACAGGUAAAAUCGUCUGUAACGGCGCUGCUUCACGUCCGCGCAACUCCUGCUUUGCAUCAUUUUACCAGCACGGCAACGGGACCCGAACCACCCCGUCACUAUGCGCUUCAGCUACGAAGUGAAUCUCUUGCUGUGUUUGUAGGUGAAAGGGAAGUCACCACGCCAGCCACGCCAAGUUGCCCCUCAGCAUCUCUUGAGGCGAUUGUUCAGGAAUCCGUAGGCGCACAGGAGAUGCUUUUGCUCGUCACCGAGGCGGUGACGGUGGAGUGGGACUCGGAGUUCCAGGCUAGUGAGGGCGUCGACGGCACUCAAACGGUGGUGCAUCUUCAGAACAUGUCCAUCCGUGUCCUGCAGGGGAUGCGAAGUUCCACGGCGCUCCUGGAGCAGUUUGACAUUCGUCUGCAGCGUCAGGUGAUGGCGAGCAGAGUGCCUUUUGAGCCUUCCGCUGCUGCCACUAUAGGCACGGUCGAGGAGUGGCGCCUUGGUGUGGAUCCACUGCACCUGACGCUGACACAGCUUCACUACACUGUGCUACUCCGUUUGGUGCUUCAGCAAACGUCUCUUCUCGCAACCAUUGUCAAGCACUCCUCGUCGGCGUCGCAGUCCAUAGCAGCCGCAGCCGCCGACCUGUCUUCGACGGUCGCAUCGCAGGGGCUGCAACGGCAUAGCACCAGCCAACUGCGCUCACCAUUCAAGGCAAGGAGCUUUCAAUUUCAUCUCUCUUCAUUGCGUCUGCGCGUGCAAGCCGACGACGGAACUGAUGGAUGCGGGCCUCCGACGGCAGUGUACUUUGAGUUAAGCAAGCUCGAUGCAACCUACUACACCGGCGAGCACAAUUGGCCCUGCGUAGAGGACGUCGGGGAUGAUCUCAAGGAGAGGGGGGUGUCUCUGCGGCUGACUGUGACACUGGCCAGCUGCCAUCUCGGCACUGAGGGCAACAUCCCCACACUUGCUCUCACGGCGGCUUCGUCUCGUACUUCCACCCAAUCAGCCCACACGCGUUGCUCGCUAUGUGUCGCACAAGAGGAGGCGACCAAGGCUUACAGAGGUGCACUGCAGGUCGGGCAAGUGACGCUGACGGUGGAAACCGUGCCGAUGAUGGCGUGGAUGGACAUCCUCUACACGCCGUACCUCCGGGAAACCGUACCUGACUACCAGACAGCGAAAGAGCACCUAAUGCAGCAGGACUGGUGGCUGACGGAGGAUUUGGUUCUCUCGGAGCGGACGCCGCUGCGUGUGAUAAACAAGCUUUACAGCCUCGUGUACCUCUACGGCAACGGCUACACGAUUCACAUGAACGCGACGCGGCACGGGCAGCUUAUCUUCCUUGACGAAGGCGUAACACUGCGCAUUAUGCACGCCACCGUGUGCAUGUACGCCUCCUCGAUUGAGGCGUACGUCGCAGCCGGCAACGGCUCGUAUGUUGUGAUCGAUCGUGAGACCUGCAGCGUGGUGCCGCCACCAUCCGCGGUGCAGCGGACCGCAGCUGAGUUCUCCUCCAAUGCUGGGCGGGAACUGGGGUCUCCGAAAUGGCACCGCCUCGUCGGUGAAGUGCAAAUUGUGCUGCGUAUACCGGAGCCGCGCUCCGUCGCCAGCGCAGCUGCUAUGUCGUAUAGCAGUGCAGGCUGCGCAGCCACCACAUCAGCUCAGCGCACCCUUGUCCUUUACAGUCAGAUGCACUUGUGCCUAAUGAACGCUCGAUCCACUGAAACUGGUGAAGAUGAGAUGACAGCGGCGUUUGACCUGGCGCAUGCAGGAGUGCGAAGCGAGUAUGUUGCACAUCAUGACGGCAGCGCUGUGGACACGUCGGACCUCGUGUCGGACUGGGCUGUGAAGGUGCUGAUGACGGAAGAGAGAAGACGUUGUGCUGGCGACUCGACGGCAUCGCUGACGUGCACUCGCACCAUCCACCUUAGCGCCGGCACAGGAGUCGAGGUGCAGGUGCGCUACAGCGACGCCGUUUUCGUGGCACGAGCAGCGUGCCAUGCGCAAGCAGCUGCCUCACGUUGGCAGGAUGCGGUACGCCAGGAGGUGUGGUCAGGUUUCUUCUCGCCACAACGCGGCUGGGACGCGGCUCGGAUCGAGAACGAGGUGAGCGUGGCGCUACUUGUGCAGACACAGUACUCCCACAGAGGUGCGAAGGCGGGUGCUUUCGGGACUUCGACCAGUGCUGACACGACUGUCGACGCUAUUUCCUUGCAAAUCCCGUACGUGAGCUUCGUCGUGAUUAACGACAGUCAAGAUAUCGACACCCCGCUCUUCUGCCUCUACGCAAACGAAAUCCACACGCCUCAAUGCACACUCAAGUCGCUGCAGACAAGCACUGAGCUACGCUUUGUGCUGCAGGUAGAGUACUAUGAGCUCUCCCUGUCACACUGGGCGCCGGUUCUUGAACCGGUGGAGGUGAAUGUGUUCUUCACUUUGCGUAAGAACACCUCUGUCACGGACAUAUACGAUCGGCAAGGUUAUGCGCGGCUCUCGGCACGCACGAGCAGCGUUAAGCUGUACUUUUCCUUAGAAAUGCUGCGCACUGUGCGGCAGCUGCUGAUGUUGCGUGACAUGUUCGACUCGGCUGUCGUCGACGCGCUGGCGACGUGCGACACGUCAGACGGUGGCUCCGCAAGGCGAUCCACUUUCCACACAUUCAGGCUUGUGCAGACAACCGGGCUUGACAUCGCCGUUCGGCUGCAGGUGUACAUGGAGAAACCGCAGGGGUUGCUGAAACGUGCUGGCGGCGGCGACGAGGACGCUUUCUUGCGUGGGCGCGUGUUGCACUCCGGGCAGGUGUGGGAGUUCAACUUCCCACGGUGUCAUGGCAAAGAAGUUCCGCGAGAGCACCAAACGAUCAUCGUGCAGGAGACGCAGGAGGAGCACCCCUCCAGCGCACCAACGUCCAAAGCAAGCGGAGCUGAGGUGUCACUGGCGGCAGUUGGUGUUCAACGAGUACGUAUGGGCAAUAGUGGACCACUGCAGCGUUACAUCCUCGCCGAGGUCUCUGUCCCACUUCGGCGGCAGGGCCAGAAGCAGGUGCUUCUACAUACACUCGUCACCUUCACGAACCGGCUGAGCAUAGCGCUGCUGCAAGUUGGCCUGAAUGCCUCUGGGACGUACGACGCAAUUGGUGUCAUACCACCAGCAUCCUCUCAAUGCGUUCCGGUGCAGGUGUUGCGCCGCCGCGUGACUCUAGCUCUAGGGAACUCUGCUGAAGCAUCAACGCCAAGUCCCUCUCUGACCCAGAUGGAGCUGAGCGCCGACUCGAUUGUGUCACUCGGCAUGUCAUACGACAGCCUCCCUUGCCUGGCAGGGACGGUGUUUCUGUGCGUGUGCACUUCCGCGCACGGCAACAGGAGCAGUGCUGGCAGCAGCAGUGGGCAACGCGGCGUCGCGCGCAUUGCAGUCGGCCAUAACUUUGAGGUGUUCUCCAGAAAGCAGGACAAGACGCACUUCCUGCUGCGUAUUCAGGAGGCAGCGAGACAGCCGGUGGAUGUGCUGCGCAACUCUUUUCUCUCUCCCUUGCGCGCCGUCAUGGUCACGGCAGAGGCUGUGGUGACAAUUCACAACGCCGUUGGUGUGCCCCUGAUGGUGACGCUGCUAACCCGCCGCAUUCAUCCAGGAAGGCGAAUCUCACUGCUCGAUACCUCUCCCGAUACGACCGUCUACACGCAACUAUGCACUGUCGCUGUCGGCGUGGGCGGGAGCUACGGAGCCACCGAGAUGGACCCACUACAGGACGUGUGUCUUGGUGUCUCGCUGCAGCAGCCCAACGGCAUCACGCUUGCGCAGUGGUCUACCGCGCCAACAGGCAGCACACCGACAGCACACCACCCACCAGCGUGCAUCUACACACCGCUUGACGAGACGCGGCGUGACACACAACUCGUUCUCGUGGACCCGAUCACCAACGCAACCCUCGUACUUGCCAUCAGGUACGCACAACGCGAAGCUACCCUGUACUGCCCCUGCUGGAUCUUCAAUGAGACUGAUGUGCCGCUACAACUAGCCGAUACGACACGGCCGCACCACGGCAACACGGAGCGGUGUGUCGUCCCAAUUGCGGGGCUGUCAGGGCAAACGGUGCUCACAGCGACAGUCGCACCGUGCGAAGUCAAGGGGAGCGACCCUGGCGACCACCAUGUUGCCGGGCAUGCACAGCCGCUCCUUUACCACAGCCUACGAGCCGCGUCGUGCAACCGCAAGGAAAACUACGCGGGAAGCAGUGGUCUUUUCUUGCGCCUCUGGGAGCCCGCCGAGGCUGGGACCAGCGGUGGUGGUGCGCAGGCGGGGUGGUCUGAUUGGUCGUCGCAGCCGCUGCUGGUGGACGAGGCAGCGGAGCUGCAGGUAGUUGUUUGUACAAGCCGCCAUAAGCGCGGGGCCGUGUGGGUCCUUGCGUGCCGCGUCGAGAUGGGUCACCAGGCCUCUGCACGUGCCUAUAGCGACACCCGAGUGGUGUCCAUUCGCCCGCGCUGGGUGCUGGUGAACAAGUCUCCGUACGCGCUUCGGUUUGCCCAGCUCAGCAGCGGCGUUGGGAAUCGCCCGGCAGUGUUGACGGCGCAAACCGCACCCUUCACUGAGACGGCGGUCAGCACCCUCGUGACACCAGCCAUGGUAGGCGGCAGGCUGGAACCGCUUUUCUCCAUCGCCAUGUGCGACGAUAAGACACACAACGUAGACCAGUGCCGCUGGUCUCCGCCAUUUUCGAUUCACACAGUGGAGGAGUGGCACUUGAACCUGGUCUAUCAGAGCACCAUCCCUCUGGCAGAGCACUGGCCGCAAACCUCUACCAGGGCGGGGCAGUGGACUGUGCAGGGCGUUGUUGAUCAUUUGCCGCCACUGCGCCCCGAGGACAUCCAAGAAGUGGGUGGGGAACUGUUUGUGAGACGGGAGGAGGCAAAGGUAUUCAGCGUCACGACAUACGAGCACAAGGGAUGCAUCAUGUGCGUGCAGGUUGAGGAAGCCCUGCAACCGCCGCUGGUGCUGGAGAACCGCACAUCCUUCACCAUCUGUUUCCGGCAGCGCGGGAUGCGUCGUGUCUCGACAGUGUUCCCGCGUCGCCGCAAGUCGUGGACGUGGGACGUGCCGCCUGCAGCCAGACAGCUUCCGGCUGAGGUGGAGCUCUGGGCUUUUCUCGACAGCGUUGAUGGGUCAGCGACUAGCACGGAAAAGACAACACCGGCGGCAGCGGCGUCGUGCGUACUCAACUUCGAUCCGCAGCAGAUUGGACGCUGGUCCAGCGAGGUCGACGCACUCCAGGGCGAGCUCGAGGUGAAGGACGCCGCCACCGGUACGUCGUCGCUGCUUUUUGUUCGCGUACGCGGCGUGCACGGCAUCAGCUACGCCGUGAGUAUCACGAUGGAGCCAACCAUUGAUGCGUACCGCACGUUGCCUUUCCCACAGUUCUCGUUCGCGCUGCACGUCGCCAGCAUGUACGUCUUGUGCCGCACCACUGACAAACGAGAAGGACAGCUGCAGGAGAUGUUGCUCUUGGCUAUGGAGCCGGUCGAUUUCUUCUUUGCGCAAGGUGCACGCCUGGCAACGAACGCGAGUCAACCGGCGGCGAGAAGGCCCUCUGAGGACGCUGACAGGGGCGAUACGCAGCUGAUUCAAUUGCGCUUUCGCAGCUUCCAGGUAGACGAUGAGCGUCCGUCGGCGAAGCAGCGCGUCGUUGCGCAGCUCGUCGAUGACAAAGAGAGCGGGUUUCGGAUUGAACGCAAGCUGCUCCGAAUCACGCCUAUUCUCUACUGCUCCGUCGUCGCUUUUUGGCUGACACCCGUGGAACUACACAUCGAAGACGGUUUCCUCACAGCAAUGAUGCGCUACGUUGAAGAGGUGAAGUCGAGCUGGGACACUCUGUGGCCAUCGAAGCCGUCCGCGCGCAUACGCUUGUCCGGCGUAGCUCAAGGGUGUCAAGCGCAGCUCCUUCCGUGGCAGGUGCACCUCGAGCAGGAGCUAUCGGUAGCGAAGCAAUUUUUCACAGAAGCGCAAGAGGGCAGUGGUCAGACGUUGGUGCAGCGGCCAAGGUCUACUGUACCGCUCUGGAGUCGGGUCAUUGCCAUUCGACAACUUGUUGUUGAUUCGCUACUGGUUUCCCUCUCACUUUACCGCUCACCUGGCGCGGCGGAUGACCCGCUUUGGAAGUUGGCAGGCGCAGCCAGCCUGCUCGUCGGCUCGACACAGGACGCACGGCUACAGUGGGACGCUGUUCAGCGCCAUGACGUGUGUGACACCAUUUGGCACCUUUUAUUUCUCCACCGGGAGUCCUGCGCGAGGCAGCUGAAAAGGCAGUACAUAAGUCUAGUGAACAUUAUUGGGAUCGACAAGGUGCGCGGUUUUGUUUCCGAUCUGCUCAACGGCUACAGUGAUCCGUCGAAUGACCACCGUGGCAGCGGCAACAGUGGUCGCGGAGCAGGACGGCGUCAAAAGCAGCGCGUGCCGUGCCGGCGCGCGGCGAACUUUCUCUUUGACCAUCGCACUGGCGGCGCUCGCUCUUCCCCUGGCGUUGCAACCACAACCCUGCGGCGGUCUGGUGUAGCCUCGGCUUCUGCGAACCGCACUCCAGAAUAUGGGCGGGAAGCGGAAGAGGUGCCCUGUACAGCAACAUCGUGGCUCUUGCGCGUCCCUGAGCGUGAGGUGCCGAUCAGCGCCCAGCGUACGACUACCGUGGCUGAGGUUGCUCGAAUCUACUUGUGGGAGGACUUCUUGGCUGUUGCGCAGACGCCGGAGAUCAGGGCGUUUGGCGGUUACGCACUAGGACGCGCGCUGGCAGAGAUGCAGGCAACUCCACGGUACAAUCUGCGUUGCGUGGAGAGAGGGGGCCUGCGACCCUGUGCAUCCGAAGUUGUGCGCACCACUCUUGAUGCUCGCCGCCGUGGCGCGGCAGGUGCACCUCACCCGCAGAUCAACUGCAGUCGCUGCGCUGAGCUCGAGGCGCUUCGGGGCGCGCGGUUGCGCAGUCGAGAGUCGACGCCGCUGCCGCACCCUGUCCGCGAUGGCUUCCUUACCUGGGAGGAGUUUGCCCAUCACAUUAACUGGUACGAGUUUGUGGACAUGUGCACUGACGAAGAAGUGCGCCUCUACGCAUCACUAGUCCGCCAAGGUGCCGCAGAGGCGUCCUGCAACGUGUGCAUUCUGACUUCUUUCUAG
Molecule: messenger RNA, 14355 nt
Organism: Leishmania braziliensis MHOM/BR/75/M2904
Lineage: Eukaryota; Euglenozoa; Kinetoplastea; Trypanosomatida; Trypanosomatidae
Exons: 1
Coding region: 1-14355 (4784 amino acids)
Biological process (GO): protein targeting to vacuole; protein retention in Golgi apparatus
Cellular component (GO): extrinsic component of membrane
Source: RefSeq, a predicted model, not a curated record